This is a messenger RNA of Malaclemys terrapin pileata, 1432 nucleotides long. It is a transcript of the gene QNG1, whose product is annotated as Q-nucleotide N-glycosylase 1. Bases 108 to 1133 code for a protein of 341 amino acids. The transcript is spliced from 5 exons. NCBI's taxonomy places the organism in Eukaryota, Metazoa, Chordata, Testudines, Emydidae. The record is from RefSeq and is a predicted model, not a curated record.
AUGCGCGGUUACUGCUUCUCGUUCUACCUGGUAUCGUCACCGUUCUGACGCUUGCUGUGUAGAGCCCUCCUUGCGAAGCGCCCGCGCACCUGCACAGAAGGAGAGCCAUGGAAGAGUUCCUGUCCCCUAAAGACUCUGCCAAGUUCAUAGCCGAGAACAGCCAAGACGUGCUUGUUGAAGAAGCGGGAGUGAGGAAAGUUGCAGAGGCUCUGUUUGACAAAGUUUCAGCAAAAGAGUUCAGUUUGGCUGGCUGGAAAUCUCUUCACGAGCUGAACCCUCAAGUAGUUAAUGAUGAUGCAGUGAAUUGGGUGUUUCUUGCAGAUACCCUUAACUUUUCCUUUUGGUCUGAACACCAAGACCAUAAGUGUCUGGUGAAGUACAGAGGCAAGAUGUACAGUGGUUACUGGUCUCUUUGUGCUGCAAUCAAUAGAGCACUUGAUGAUGGAAUACCUAUUACCAGUGCUGCAUAUUACGCCACUAUGACACUUGAGCAGGUUAGACAUGUAUUUCGCUCUGACACAGAUGUCCCCAUGCCUUUGAUGGAAGAGAGACAUCAUAUUCUUAAUGAAACGGGGACAAUUCUGCUUGAGAAGUUUGGAGGCUCUUUCGUCACCUGUGUUAAAAUGAGUGAGAGAAGUGCUCAGAAACUACUGCGUAUAGUAGUAGAGAAUUUUCCUUCUUACAGAGAUGAGGCUACAUUUAAGGGUAAAAAGGUGUCUUUUUAUAAACGGGCACAAAUACUAGUGGCUGAUACCUGGAGCGCAUUGGAAGGGAAAGGAGAUGGCUGCUUCGGUGACAUUUCUAGUCUGACUAUAUUUGCUGACUAUAGGAUCCCUCAAGUCCUUGUUCACCUGGGAGCAAUGAGAUAUUCUGAUGAACUGAUGAAGAAACUCCAUGAAGGAAUAAUGUUCCAGUCUGGAGAUAAACAAGAAGUGGAGAUCCGAGGUUGUUCUAUUUGGUGUUGUGGAUUGAUUUGUGAUCACCUGCUGGAACUUUAUAAGAAGAAGGGACAAAACAUGAGUGAAAGAAUCAAUGCAGUUCUUCUUGAUUAUUAUCUAUGGGACUAUGCCCGGGAUCACAGGGAAGAUAUGAAAGAAAUUCCAAUUCAUCGUGUACGUUGCAUAUACUACUAACACCAAUUUUAUAGAUCUCUCAUUAAUGCAUCAUGCAGAUUUGUUACUUAAUUUGCAGCUUUUUAUAUACUGACUUGGAGCAUUCAGCAGUAAGUUAAAUACCUGUUCUCUGAUAUAUUAACACUUUUGUCCAUCACUGCAGUUGUGUGUUAGUACUCCAUAGAAUUCACAUUCAGGGAAGGCCUAUUUUUUUUUGUAUUCAAUAAAUAAUUAGUUUUAUUUCAAGCAUAAGACAUCUGAAUUUAUAUAAUCAAACUUCAAUAAAGUUGAAUCACUUGAUUCAGUACAUAUUCAAUUAA